AAACGUCGUUAUGCCGACUACCUGCUCUCUCUGACUGACCUGGCAUUUUUCUCCUGAUUGUCCGUCGUCUUGUCUUUCGCCCCCUUGAGUUUGCUGACAUUCGACUAAUCCACCCAUCGUCGAGCUGCCUCAUCGUCCCCAAGAUUCGCUGCUCUUUCGAUCUGACUAUCAAAUGCUACUCAACCAUGACGACCUUUUGGAAAUGGACAUCCACAUGGACAAGGCAACUGGCAGCAUCACUCUGGUAUUGUCGACUGGGCCAACGCCAAGAUUGCCCCGUUCGGCACGUCGCUUGCGGGGCUUGAAACCAUUCUUGGCGUUCGGACAUCGUCGUGUUGGCUCUUCCAUCCGAGCCAUGAAUAUCUCUGGGCGCAGUUUUGGAAGACUUUCUACGGGGUCAGUGGGCAUCUUUCGGAUGAUGAGCGGCGAGCAAUGGAGGUUGGAAGGAUAUUCGGCUUAUUCCGAACCUACGGCUUCGACCGUUGGCCUGAGAAGGAGAAAGCGGUGCCUCUAGACAAAGGAGACCAGGAACUCGUAUCCCUCGAGGCAUUCUUCCUGCGUUAAGCCAGUCCACCGUUUAUC
Molecule: messenger RNA, 582 nt
Organism: Phialemonium atrogriseum
Lineage: Eukaryota; Fungi; Ascomycota; Sordariomycetes; Cephalothecales; Cephalothecaceae
Exons: 1
Coding region: 173-514 (113 amino acids)
Source: RefSeq, a predicted model, not a curated record